This is a messenger RNA of Lates calcarifer (barramundi perch), 1113 nucleotides long. RefSeq names its product ribonuclease P 21 subunit (gene rpp21). The record is from RefSeq and is a predicted model, not a curated record. Gene Ontology annotation, biological process: tRNA processing. Lineage: Eukaryota; Metazoa; Chordata; Actinopteri; Centropomidae. Gene Ontology annotation, cellular component: nucleolar ribonuclease P complex. The transcript is spliced from 5 exons. Bases 132 to 563 code for a protein of 143 amino acids.
AUUAUGAAGAAGUGGCCCGGAAGUGCAAAGGUGCUUGAUACCGGCGGAGCUCAGGCUGCUUUGGCUCCGAGUAAACUUGCUGUAAAAGACGCUGAAACUGAGAGUCUUUUUCUUUCUUACCUUUAUGUGUGAUGGCGCACCUACUGAAAGACAAAGAAGCUUACGAGCGACUGAACUAUCUAUACCAGGCUGCACAUUGUGUUUUAUCUCAAAACCCAGAAAAUGUGGAGCUGGCUCGUUUCUACUGCUUCACACAGAGGACAGUUGCAAGGCGUUUAGUUCUCAAACAAGACCCAUCAGUGAAAAGAACAUUGUGCAAGAAGUGCAGCUCAUUGCUCAUUCCUGGUGUAACUGCUACAACAAGACAAAGAAGAAAAAACAGCAAGAUUCGCUUCACUGUGAUGAGGUGUCUCAGCUGUGGGCAGAGCAAGACCUUGCUGAAUAAUCCAGAUUAUUGUUUAUGGGUAGAUCGCCCUGAGGCGCAGCUGGAGCAACAGAAGCAGCCAGGUGACAAACCUCAAAUUAACACGACACAGCAGCUGCUCAGUAGAUGUGUUGUGUAGAAGCAUCAAAUCCAGGCCAUCCUGCUAAAAAUCAACCAAAAGACAAAAAACCUGAUGGAUCAAAAUCUUCUGAAACCAGCACUGCCCAGAGGACUGUCAGAACAUAGCAGCUGUUCUUCUUUUGACUGUGAAAUAUUGAUGCCUGAUAUUUCUUUUUUGUAUGGUGUAAGUAUGUAAGAUUGGUGUAAGUAUGUGCUGCUGUGUUAUGUUACAUUUAUGCCGAAUCGGAGGAAGUAGCUGGAUAUUAUGUAAAUACCAACUCUUCACGUCUGUAUUUCAGCAAUUUCAUUUUGUUGAUUUAGGAAAUUUUUGGCCUCUGUGAGAUUUUUUUUUCAAUUCACCUAAAGCUUGUAUUGCCAUCAGUUAUGCUGCUAUUCUUAUUGAUACCACCAGAUGGCAUAUCAUAUUCAUUCAUACUCGAUUUAGAUUUUAUUGAAAACAGCAGAAAAAAUGGAAAAAGUUCAUUAUUUUUGGUUAUUAUUUUUUGUCCAAAAUAUUUUGCAUUGUCUGCACAAGCUUGUUAAGUUGAAGUAAACAACUCUUGACCAUU